Messenger RNA from Zerene cesonia (dogface butterfly), 1447 nucleotides. Its product is annotated as alpha-N-acetylgalactosaminidase-like. Gene Ontology annotation, molecular function: alpha-galactosidase activity. Gene Ontology annotation, biological process: glycosylceramide catabolic process; glycoside catabolic process; oligosaccharide metabolic process. Bases 167 to 1399 code for a protein of 410 amino acids. NCBI's taxonomy places the organism in Eukaryota, Metazoa, Arthropoda, Insecta, Lepidoptera, Pieridae. The transcript is spliced from 9 exons. Gene Ontology annotation, cellular component: cytoplasm. The record is from RefSeq and is a predicted model, not a curated record.
GUUUGACAUAUUGUAUCAGUUUGAAUUUGUAAUGUAGCCGGUUUUUAAUUAGAAACAAUUAUAAACAUGAUGUUAAACUUAAUUAACACUCUAAAAGUAUAAUUAACUUUUACAUGAGUGUAAUCAGUAUUGGCCCCGUGUCUUAAUUAUAUAAAAGCGUUUAGAAAUGUAUGAGAUACAUUUACUCGUAUCGUUUAUACUUUUGUUUGGUGAAGUAUGCCUUUUAGAUAAUGGAUUGGCGAAAAAACCACCCAUGGGGUGGAUGUCUUGGGGUUACUACAUGUGUAGCGUAGACUGUGAGAAGAAUCCACGAAAAUGUCUAAAUGAACAGCUAAUACUGUCAAUAGCUGAUACAUUCUACAAUGAAGGUUAUCAAGAAGCUGGUUUUGAAUAUAUUAUAAUAGAUGACUGUUGGUCAGAAAAGAAGAGGGAUGCUCAAGGUAGAUUGGUGCCUGAUAGAAAGAGGUUUCCCCGCGGAAUGAAAUACAUUGNNNUUCAGAUUCACAGCCGAGGUCUAAAAUUCGGUAUGUACACUAACGUAGCGGAGGUGACGUGUAUGCAUUAUCCAGGAUCGAAAGGUCACUUUGGUGUAGAUGCUAAAAUGUUUGCCGAAUGGAAUGUGGAUUAUAUUAAAGUGGACGGCUGCUUUGUUGGCGAGGAAUUCUUAAAUACAGCGUAUAUAAAAUUCGGGGAGCAUUUAAAUGCCACUGGACGGCCAAUGCUAUACUCAUGCAGUUGGCCAUAUUAUAUUGAAUUUAUUCACUAUGGAACACCCGAUUACAAAACAAUAUCUCGCCAUUGCAACAUGUGGCGCAACUAUCAUGACGUCGUGACGUCAUGGAGCGCUAUCAAAGCCAUAAUUAGUCAUUACAAGUCGAGAUACUAUGAACUUAGUCCAUUCCAUAAGCCGGGACAGUGGAACGAUAUGGAUAUGUUAAUCUUCGGCACAGGGUCACUUACAGAGAGCCAAAGUCGGGUGCAUGUAGCUGUUUAUUUGAUGUUAGCUGCGCCUCUACUAUUGAGUUGCGAUAUGACGAGAAUAAAUGUGUAUGAAAGGGAUUUAUUAUUGAAUAUGGAUCUUUUAGCAAUUGGGCAGGAUUCUUUGGGGGUUAUGGGACAGCCUUUUGAGCUCGCAAAUUCCAUAACCUUAUGGGUGAAACCGCAUUUGCCGAGGAAAGGUGACAAAUAUCAUUCCGUCUCUUUCGCACUCGUCAAUUUAAAAACCGAGGGAGAUUCUGUCUCUUUCACGCCGGGGCACUAUGGACUCAAUUCGACUGAUGGUUAUACUGUUAUGGAUAUAUUUACACGAAAGUAUAUAAGAAACGUCACGUUACAAGAUAGUAUUUCAGUGAUUGUACCACCCGAAGAUGUGAUACUCUACACUUUAUUUCCACUAUGAUCUUCAGAUAGCAAUUAUGUAGUACUUAAUAAAUUAUUUGCAAAGAAA